AUGGGGAAAGGUUUGAUCUGUACAAUCAGUGGGGGUUUGAGAUCAGUUUGCAAUCAUCCAUUUCUUGUUGGUUUUGUGGGUUUCUUAAUAUUUCUGUAUAGAUCGUCUCCUUUUGUAUUUUCUUUAUUGGUUUAUGCAUCCCCUGUUCUUGUAUGCACUGCAAUUUUGCUUGGAACCCUUUUAAGUUUUGGGGAAUUGAACCUACCUGAUGUCGAAAUAGAGGAGAAAACAACCCAUGAGGCUGUAUCUUUGAAAACCGGGGUGUUAGGGGACACUACUGUUGUUCAGAGAAAUGAGAGUUACUCUGUGGAGAGAGACGCGGAAAAUGGAAGGAAUGUAGUAAAGCAAUCCAUUGAUGAAUCAAGUAAGACAGCAGGAAAGAUCGGUGAGAUUGACAGAGAGAACGAUUUGGAUGAUUUGACACCAUUAAUUGAGGAAAGUUCCCAUGAAACUGAGUUGGAGAAUGGGACAACUAACAGAGAAAACAGAGAGUUAGGUGUUUUGAGAGACAAGCAGAACAGUGAAGUGCAUGAAGUGACACUUGGUAAUGGGGAAGUCAUGCAGGAUCGGUAUUCUUCAAUUCGAGAGGAUAAUGAUGAAUAUCUUGAAUUGGACGAUGCUAAAUCGGAAGCAGAUUCUUUCGAUUCCAAGAGAGUGUAUGUGGAUCCUCUGGAUUCACCUCCCCGUACAUCUUGGAAACGGAUAAAAGAGGAAGAAGAAAAGGAAGAAGAGACGGAAGAGGACGAGGCUAUGGAUUCUGGGUCUGAUGGGGAUGAGAGUUCCUCUCCAGAUGCUUCCAUGGCUGACAUAAUUCCGAUGCUUGAUGAGCUUCACCCACUUCUGGACGAAGAUGCUCCCCUACCCGUUCAAUUGUCCCAUGAUGAAUCUGACUCAUCGUCAGUAUGUUCUCCAAAAUCUAGCACUAGCAGUCAAGAGUUGGAUGAUGAGAUCGAUAAUCCAGCGGACUUAGAAGUUGAGGAUGAUGACAAUCAAGAUGUUGAGGAUGAAGAAGAGAAACAAGAGCUCUCGAAGUCUGCCAUCACAUGGACAGAAGAAGACCAAAAGAAUCUAAUGGAUCUUGGAAGUUCUGAGAUUGAAAGGAACCAGCAGCUGGAGAAAUUACUCGCAAGGAGGAAAGCUCGGAAAAAUAUGAGUAUGGUCUUGGAAAAGGACUUGAUUGACUUAGAAAGUUCUGAUCUUGCAUUCAAUAUUGAGCCCAUUUCAACAACAAGACAAAACCCAUUUGACCUCCCUCGUGAUUCUUAUGAUAAUUUGGGGCUACCUCCCAUUCCUGGUUCUGCUCCAUCUGUUUUAAUACCAAGGCAAAACCCGUUUGAUAUUCCUUACAGCACAGCGGAAGAUAAGACAAAUCUUAGGGGAGAUGGUUUUCAUGAGGAGUUUAUGACAUUUCAAUCAAGCGAGCCAUUUUUCCAAAGAGUUGAGACUUUUAAUGUGGAACCAUCUUUUUAUGGUGCCAACAGGCAUGAGAGACAAGAUAUAAACUUAGGGCCAUACUUCUUUCCACAGCAGGCAGUUUCAGAAGAAUCAAGCUAUUCACAAUUUCAGGGACAAUCAAAUGAACUUAGGAACUCUAAGGCUAGUUCUGUUCAGGAAACAGAAUCAAUUGAUUUAGCUGGGGAUCUGGAAGAUGGAAAGCUCGCAGAAGUACAUAUUUCUCAGGAAGAGGGCACAUCGCGGGGACCAGAGCUGAUUUCCACAAUGGAAAAAGUCAUUGGCACAAAUUUACCACAGGAACCAGAGUCAACCUCUGAGAUAGAGCAUGUUUCAGAGAAUGUUGGGCGCGGAAGCCAGUCAUCUGAAGAAGAAGAGUCUUUGGGGUUGGGACAAGUCAAGAAGAGAUAUGUUGAAGUUCAAUUAGGGGAUGCCCAAAUUCGUCAUGAAGAAGGAAGUGUAGCCCAAGUUCAAAAAAUGGAAUUUGAGUCAAAAGCAGAAGCUGAUGAACAGAGAUACAGUAGAGCCUUGAGCUCUUCGUCAUUGUCUGAAGGGAGUGAUAGGGUCUUCACUGAAACAGCAUGUGAAGGGUCAUUAGUAUUAGAUGAAGGGAGAGAUGAUGUUGCUGAAGAGCCACGAAUCUCAACGCAGCCUUCAUUAGAAAGUACCAAUCUCAAUAUCACAAGUGAGUUGGUUGAUGAUAUUCCACAUAAGGAACCUGUUUAUGAUUCAAGUCCCCCAGAAGUUAGAAAAAACCUUUCUUCCUCCUCUAUGUCUUCUGAUGUGAUGGAUAUGGAUUUUCUUCCGGUGUUGGUUAAGCAGACUGUUCCCUUAACCCGGAGAGACUCUGAAGAGAGUGACCAAGAACUGGAGAAGGAUACUCCUAAUACCGUAGAGAUGCCGACGGAAUCGUCAAAUCUGCAUCCAGUAAAUGAAAAUGAUUCGGGUCCAAAGUUUGUUACGGGUAUAAGAGAGCAUGAUAUUGUAAACUCUGAUAUAUUGGGAGUUGUCCAGAGAUCUGAGAGUGCAGGUGCUUCAGUGGAGGGAAAUCGUACGUAUCAACACGACAAUCAGCAUACAGAGAGUCAAGUUUCUAGUGCAAGUUGUGAUGCAGACGAAAAUGUCAUGCCCCACGUUGUCGGGGAUCAUAUUGUGGAGUCCGUGUCCUACUUUUCUGAAGAUCAAAACUUUGAUAGACCAGAUGACGAUGGACAUUCACUGGUUUCUGAUGCUAAUCUUGAUGAGGUUGUUUAUCAUGAAAGUGAAAAGCCGAUUUUCACAAAUUAUCCUGAUGGAAAAGCUCUCUCUCACUCUGACAAUGAUCUGGCUUCCUCAAAUAAAUCUGUGAAUGAACAGCCUUUCAACCAUCAUAGUGAAGUCCAGGAUGCUCCUAAUAUCCCUGUCAAGUCAAAUAAGGAAGUAAGAACUAUGGACAACCUGAAUAUCCCAGAGAUUCCAGAGCUUGAUCAUGAAGUUUCACCAAGUAACUCUCCAUCAAGUCCUGAAUUUAUUUCCAUCCCGUCUAAUGAUUCUGAGGCCACAGCCCCUCCAGGUUUAUUGUACUCAGAGAAGUGCACUGGUGGUGAAUCCACUACUUCUCGUGUUGAUGUGCAGACUAUUAUUGAGGAUGCAGAUGAGAUCAAGGAAAUUGAUGAAGGAUUUCUGUCCGAGUUAGAUAGCAUAGGUGAUUUUAAUAUCAUUGAAAGGGGAUCAAGCUCAAAUGAGUUUGAAAAACAUGUAGACAGUGGUCGAGAAAGCUUGUCUUUGUCACACGAAACUGGAAAUACGAGUAGAGGAGAGGUUAACUCCAAUGAAGUGACAGAAUAUGCAAUGGAUUCAGAGAAAUUGAGGGAGGAGAUUGAUAUACUCGAAGAGGCAAUGGAAUCUGCUUCUGAACUACAAACAUCUGUAACGAAUGCAAUUGGACAUAGUGAUUUAUCUGAAAGGGAGUUCAGCAGUAGUGACAUCCAGAAUUCUCUUGAUCCAAGACAAGACGAGCUACACCCACUAGAAAAUGACACUACUCCUGCCGAUUCUAUGGUAGAUCAGAAUUUGACUCUUGAAGACACAAACCCUGGAAUGCCUGUAGGUGAUGCAAAAUCAGUAGAAGAUAUUGAUUCUGAUUUCGAGAAAUCUGAACUGAUAUCUGCGGAAACUGAAAUCAUUUACAAAGUGAUCGAGAAGCCUGUUGUUAUUGAGCCAACCGACGCCAGAUUGGUUCUUGAAGAAACAGUAACUGAACAUUCAAGUCAGGCGGAAAUUGAUAUUGAUGCACCAGUUCUUGAAGUUAGAUCAAUGGAAGAUGUUACUUUGGAUCAUAUGCAAGUUCAUAAUGGCAGUGUUGAGAGUCAUACAAUUUCUGAUUCAACUGAUAAUGUUUUGCAUGUGGUGGCCCAAGGAAGAGCUUCAGAGUUGCAUUUUGAGGAACCAGCACCUUCAGAGUUCAAUGGUUUGGCCCCAGAUCAAUCCGAAGAGGGUAAUAUGGAGAAACAACUGGGGCCAAAGUCCAAAGAUAGAUCAGCAAAAGUUGAGGCACACGAAGCAGGUUCGUCCAAGCCUGAUAUACAAGCGAUAAAGAUAGUCGCUGCUGAAUAUGAAGUUUAA
Fraxinus pennsylvanica is the source of this 4056-nucleotide messenger RNA. The record is from the annotation of a GenBank genome assembly. Lineage: Eukaryota; Viridiplantae; Streptophyta; Magnoliopsida; Lamiales; Oleaceae.